AUGGAGUCAGGAGUCGAGAUCGUGACCAGGAAACCUUCAAUACCUAGUGGGAAAUCUUUCGAAGCCCGACAAAAGCCUCUCGACCCCGAAGCCGCAGCCCUCAAGAAACGAGAAACUUCUGCCCAUCAGACCUACGGCCGUGGCCGAAAAAUCGCCCCCAAAUCCAUCAAAGACAAAAAGCUCCGCUCCAAUCUUAAAUUGCUGGAAUCAAAGUAUAAAGAUGCGGUUCUUAAAGCGCACGAUGCAGAAAUUCUGCUCGAGCAUGAGUCCGGGUUUCUUGAACCCGAGAAUGAAGUUGAGAGGACUUAUAAGGUCAGACAGGAUGAGGUGAAGGAGAGUGUGGCGGUGGAGACGGCGAAGAAGGGUUUCGAGCUUAAGUUGGAGGGUUUGGGGCCGUAUGUGUGUGAUUAUACGCGGAAUGGGAAGGGGUUGUUGUUGGCGGGGAGGAAGGGGCAUGUGGCGACGAUGGAUUGGAGGGAUGGGAGGCUGGGAUGUGAGCUGCAACUGGCGGAGACGGUGAGGUGUGCGAAGUGGCUUCAUAGUGAGCAAUUUUUCGCGGUUGCCCAGAAGAAAUACACCUAUAUUUACGAUCAUGCUGGAGUAGAAAUCCACUGUCUGAGAAAGCACAUUGAGGUCACGCACAUGGAGUUCCUUCCUCAUCAUUUCUUGCUGGCCACGGUGGGAAAUGCAGGGUAUCUCAAGUACACGGACACUUCCACUGGAGCAAUGGUGAUAGAGAUGCCUACUAAAAUAGGCUCACCCACUGCUCUAGCUCAAUCACCGUACAAUGCUAUCCUCCACCUCGGAAAUCAGCAAGGUACUGUGGGUCUAUGGAGUCCAAAUUCAACCGAGCCUCUAGUGAAGCUUCAGGCACAUCGUGGGCCUGUCAGAGCAAUUUCGAUUGAUCGAGAGGGAAGAUACAUGUGCACGGCUGGACAGGAUCUCAAGAUGGGUGUCUGGGACAUCCGGAUGUAUCGUGAGGUCAACAACUAUUUCCUACGGCAGCCUGGAUCCUCCGUUGCUAUCAGUGACAGGAACCUUGUUGGGGUAGGAUGGGGAACACAGGCUUCAGUAUGGAAAGGACUUUUUGAUAAGCACCGAGACGACCAGGAAAAGGUGCAAUCUCCAUACAUGGGAUAUGGCGGUGAAGGGAGAAGAAUCGAAUCGCUAAGAUGGUGCCCCUUUGAGGAUUUGCUUGGAGUCUCCCACGACCAAGGCUUCUCCAGCAUCAUUGUGCCUGGCGCUGGCGAACCCAACUUUGAUGCUCUCGAAAUCAAUCCUUACGAGAAUACCAAGCAGCGGCAAGAAGCGGAGGUUAGAGCUCUACUAAAUAAGUUGCAGCCAGAGAUGAUCUCUCUUAACCCGGACUACGUCGGUAAUCUUGACCUGGCUUCCGCAGCUGAGCGAAAAAAGGAGGCAGAUUUGGACAGGAAGCCCGAGGAUCCGCUUUUGAUGGCGAAAGAAAAGAAUAGGGGACGAGGGAAGAAUAGCAGCCUACGGAAGUUCAUGAGGAAGAAGGGGAAAAGAAAUAUUAUCGACGAGCAAAAGGUUAGAGUCGAGGAGCUGAAGACUGAAAGGCAGAAGAGGGCCAAGACAAAGUCGAAGAAGCAGGAGCAGGAGCUGGGGCCUGCGCUGUCGAGGUUUGCUAAGAAAGGACCUUGA
Molecule: messenger RNA, 1662 nt
Organism: Letharia columbiana
Lineage: Eukaryota; Fungi; Ascomycota; Lecanoromycetes; Lecanorales; Parmeliaceae
Exons: 2
Coding region: 1-1662 (553 amino acids)
Biological process (GO): maturation of SSU-rRNA from tricistronic rRNA transcript (SSU-rRNA, 5.8S rRNA, LSU-rRNA)
Cellular component (GO): nucleolus; 90S preribosome; small-subunit processome
Molecular function (GO): protein binding
Source: RefSeq, a predicted model, not a curated record